AUGGCGGGAACGAAGCGCACACAUGACACGACCGAGUCAAAUGCCUCGAAAAAGGCAAAGACCGUCAAGAAUUCCUCCAAGCAGGAGAAAGCGGUUUCAUCGCAGCCAGAAUCGCUGGAGGAUGAUUUUAUCCGCUUCGCCACGGCCGACGACGGCGAUUCUCCAGCAGCGGGAGAUGUCAAGUUGAAGAAGCAGAAGGAAAAGUACCGGCCUCAAGUGUACAGGCCUCCGAAGCAGCCUGAGCCAUUUUUGAGUGGUACUACCUCCCGCGAAGCACAUGCAAAGCAAAAGGCACUGGCCCAGGACCGAAAAUCCGCGAAACCCAAUGCCGACUCGAUUGCACGAUCCAAGAAAAUCUGGGAACGGCUGCGCCGCAAAUCCCAUGUGCCGAAGGACGAACGAGAUGUGCUCGUCCAAGAACUGUUUGAGAUCCUGUCGGGAAGAGUGAAAGAUUUCGUUUUCAAGCACGACGCUGUGCGCGUAGUCCAAUGUGCGUUGAAAUAUGCUACCCCGGCACAGAGGAAACAGAUCACGAAGGACUUGAAGGGCACGUACAGAGAGCUGGCCGAGUCCAAAUACGCCAAAUUCCUGAUUGCAAAGAUGGUUGUCAAAGAUGACGAAAGUCGGGAUGCCGUUAUCGAGGAAUUCUAUGGACAUGUCAAGAGAUUGAUCAAGCACCCUGAGGCAAGCUGGAUUCUCGACGACAUCUACCGAGGCAUCGCGUCCAAGCAACAGAAGGCUAUCUUACUGAGGGAAUGGUACGGGCCCGAGUUCUCGGUGUUCGCCAGGUCCACCAAUACCCCUGAAGAGGUCACCGGCGACCUGUCGGAGAUCUUGAAGCAGAAUCCGGAGAAAAGAGGUCCUAUCAUGCAGCAUUUGAAGGAAUUGACAAAUCAUCUCGUGCAGAAGAAGACCACCGGUUUCACCAUCCUGCACGAUGCGCUGCUGCAGUAUUUUUUGAACUGCAAGCCCGGAAGUCCCGAAGUGGAAGAAUUUCUGGCAAUGCUGCGCGAUGAUGAGGAGGGUGACCUGUACAAGAACCUGGCUUUCACCAAAUCAGGCUCCCGACUUGUAUGCCUGGCUAUCGCCUACGGGAACUCCAAGGAUAGACGAGGGAUUAUGAAAUUCUUCAAGACGCAUAUCCGGCUCAUGGCCUCGGAUGUCAACGCGCACAAAGUCUUGCUCGGCGCCUAUGAAUGCAUCGAUGACACGGUCAUGACGAGCAAAGCGAUUUUUCCCGAGUUGCUCAGCAAGGACUUGGAAGAGGAUGCGCGCGAACAAGAGUUGCUGGCGCAGGUGGAUGACCUGACAGCACGCAUCCCUCUACUGUAUCUCAUGUUCCCAGAUGCGCCCAAGUGGCUACUUCCGGACGAGUCCGCGACGAUCGUCAAAGAAGUGCGUGAGAUCCGAGGUCAGACUUCGAAGAAAGACCCGGAAAUCCGUCGCACGGAACUUCUAAAGGGGAUUUCCCAGCCUCUCCUGGACUUGAUCGCCUCGCAAACCAAGGCUUUGGCACGCUCAACUUUUGGCUGCAAGUUCAUGUUGGAGACAUUGCUGGGCGCCAUUGGAGACAAAGGGCCCGCGUUGGCGGCCAUUGCCAGUCUGGCAACUGAGGGUGAUUUGCCGGAAGAGAUGACCCAAGUUCUUUCCGCGCCGCCCUUCGGACGGUUGCUGAAGGGUCUGGUGCAGGGCGGACGAUUCGACCCAAGCACCAAGACAGUCAUGCAGGUUGAUCCACCAUUGAAGUUUCAUGACCUCCUCUACAGCCAGAUCAAAAGCCAAAGCGACGACGACAAUGGCGUGCCGGAGAUUGUGAACUGGGCUACGGGACCGAACUCGUUUGUGGUCGUCGCCAUGCUCGAAACAGCAGAUUUCAGUCAUCGAGGCGAACUGGUAGAUGUCCUUAAGAAGCGUGCUUCGUCCUUGGACGAGGACAAUGCUGGUGCGCGGAUCAUUCUGGAGAAGAUUGGUGUUCGAGCUGCAGGAGCAGGUGAUUCGAAGAAGGCCAAAAAGGACAAAGAGGCCGGGAAGGACAAGAAGAGCAAGAAGGAUAAAAAGUCGAAAGGUAUAUAG
This is a messenger RNA of Capronia coronata CBS 617.96, 2073 nucleotides long. RefSeq lists its product as uncharacterized. Lineage: Eukaryota; Fungi; Ascomycota; Eurotiomycetes; Chaetothyriales; Herpotrichiellaceae. Gene Ontology annotation, biological process: regulation of translation. Gene Ontology annotation, cellular component: nucleolus. The transcript is spliced from 2 exons. The coding region runs from base 1 to 2073 and encodes 690 amino acids. The record is from RefSeq and is a predicted model, not a curated record. Gene Ontology annotation, molecular function: mRNA binding.